AUGUCCGUCGAAGAAAUUCCUCAAGGUGCCGAAGUAAGCAUCAUCUCCAAGAAUGAGAAGAAAGCUAGAGAAACUAUCAAAAAAUUCAACUUGAAGCAAAUAAAGGGAAUUUCCAGAGUGACCUUCAAGCAAAAGGGUAACUUGAUUUAUGCCAUCGAUGAGCCAGAUGUUUAUAAAUCAGCUGCAGGAACUUAUGUUGUGUUUGGAGAAGCCAAGGUUGAUGAUAUGAACCAACGUAUCGCUGAUGCUCAAGCUCAACAGCAGGCUGCCGCAGAUUCAGCAGCCACUGAAGGCGAGGGCAAGGAUGACGUCACGACUGAUAAGUCACCUGAGGCUAUUACUGCUGAUCUUGAGAAAGCUUCUUUAAACAGUGCCAAGCCUGACGAAGUUGAUGAAAAUGAUCUCAACGAAGAAGGUUUGGAGUCCUCCGAUAUCGAUAUUAUCGUGGAGCAAACACACGUCUCCAGGGCACGUGCUAUUGCCGCUUUGAGGAAGCAUAAGAAUGAUAUGGUGAACGCCAUUAUGGAAUUAUCUUAG
Candidozyma haemuli is the source of this 537-nucleotide messenger RNA. RefSeq names its product Egd2p (gene EGD2). Gene Ontology annotation, biological process: protein targeting to membrane. NCBI's taxonomy places the organism in Eukaryota, Fungi, Ascomycota, Pichiomycetes, Serinales, Metschnikowiaceae. The transcript has a single exon. The record is from RefSeq and is a predicted model, not a curated record. Gene Ontology annotation, cellular component: cytoplasm; nascent polypeptide-associated complex. Bases 1 to 537 code for a protein of 178 amino acids.